Messenger RNA from Aquila chrysaetos chrysaetos, 2693 nucleotides. It is a transcript of the gene LRRC74B, whose product is annotated as leucine rich repeat containing 74B. The transcript has 9 exons. The record is from RefSeq and is a predicted model, not a curated record. Bases 1 to 1110 code for a protein of 369 amino acids. NCBI's taxonomy places the organism in Eukaryota, Metazoa, Chordata, Aves, Accipitriformes, Accipitridae. Gene Ontology annotation, molecular function: protein binding.
AUGGCGGCGGUGUCGGGGGGCGGCGGGAGCGGCGCGGACGGGGGGAGCUCCGGCGAGGAGGACGCCGGCGGCUCGGCCGGAGAGAGCCGGUACCGGGCUGCAUGCCGGGCCUGCGGCGUAACCCCGGCCUCCAGCCUCCUGCGGCGCACAGUGGGCCCCGUGCUCAGCCUGCGGCACCGUGGCCUGGGCCCGCGGGGUGCCAAGGCUUUAGCUCUUUCCUUGAUGGUUGAUACCUCUAUCCUCAUGUUAGACCUAAGUGACAACUGGCUGCAGGGAGAAGGGGCGGCUGCAAUUGCAGAGAUGCUGAAAGAAAACUGCUACAUUUCAGCUGUUGAUUUAUCUGACAACAAAUUAGGCAUUGAAGGAGCUAAGGCCUUUUCUGCUAUGCUUCUGGAAAAUACUACAAUUGUGUCCCUCCAGCUCUCAGGAAAUGAAUUUGAUGAUCAUGCAGCGAAGUAUUUAGCGGAUGCCCUCACAGCAAACAGCAAAGUGGAAAUUCUGGAUUUGAGUUACAACAUGUUUGGUGACAAAGCAGGUGAAAUUUUUGGAACGGCAAUAGCAGAAAACAUUGGAUUAAAGGAACUUAAAAUCAGCUGGAACCAUUUCCAUAGCCAAGGGGCAGCUGCCUUGGCCAAAGGCUUGGGGGCAAACAUAUACCUCAAAGUGCUGGAUGUUUCCUACAAUGGCUUUGGCAACAGUGGAGCAACUGCCUUGGGGGAGGCUCUUAAAGCCAACAACGUGCUGGAAGAGCUAAACGUUAGCAACAACCGUAUUUCGGUGGAAGGAGCUCUGCACUUUUCAGGUGGCCUGAAAGGAAACAAGAGUCUGAAGAGACUUAAUAUGACCAGAAAUCCCAUGCAAAGCGAAGGCUGCUGUGGGGUCCUCAAAGCUCUACAAGCAAAUUCUGGCACUUGCAUAGAGAUCCUGGACUUGCCAGACAUCCCUGUGAACAAAGAGCUUGCAGAGCUGUGUGAUGCUGUGAAAAUACUCUUCCCAAAUCUUCUCCUCAGAUAUGGUGGAAACAUGAAGUUGCAGAGGAAAAGUCAGUUGAAGGCUGAGCUUCGGACUCAGCCCAAAGUGGUGGGUAAUUCCCAGAAUGCAGUGGCUUAACACGAGUCUCUUUGGGGCUGCUUCUUCAGCACCUCUGCCUAACACCCCAGUACCGCUCACCAAGCCCGUGACACAAGGAUGUGCCAGGGCAGGGCUAAGGCGGGAUCUGUGCAAAUACUGGCUACUUCAUCAUUGCUGACACUUGGAAGUUUUUCUGUCUUUUCACUUUAAGUUUUCUGCUACAACCAGCUCUGAGUCUCUUCCAGCACAUGCAAGAGCAUCUUCAUGGAUGAGAGUCCAGGGGCUUCUUUUUAAUCAUCAUCUUUGUGUGUAGGGCCAUUUGUAUGGUGGAAUAUCAUAUGCUGUAGCUGCUGCUGAUGCUUGGAUCCAUAGCCUGCUGCAGUGGGUUCUGUGCAGCCUGAGAGUGUGCUUAUUCUGCAGAAAGGAGAGUCCUAUCCAGAGAUGUGCUGUGAACAAAUGCUUUCUGCCUUAGGCUUGUUCUUCUGUUACACAGCCAGGAUUGCCUUUGCUGAAUUGGCUGUCAGAUGCAUGGGUGAUUCAUUUUCAGCUGCUUACUACCACAGUUCCUUAGCCUUACAAGGAGCCCAUGUUCUCCAGAGUAGAGCCCCUGUCCUGGGUCACGACUGGCAUUAUUUCCUGGAUGCAUGCUCUUGUUUUUGUCAGUCUUACGUAGGAUGGAUGCUACAAGUUGCCUGGAAAUAGGACAGGCACUCAGUGGUAGCUCAGCAAUGAGAACAGGACAUGGGCUAUAACUCUUUUCCCCUUCCUGGCGUGUUUUCUGUGGUCCUGGCGUAAUCCAGUGGAUCCUUGCUCCUUGAGGAGCUUUGGGCAGGAAUCGUGUCUGUGCUUUAAGCAGCCUGGCUUAACUCUCCCUAUCCUGGUCUCUGUGAAGAAGUGGUUUCUUGCAGCAGUUUCUUGCAGUUUGGGAGAGGGGCUGAGGCUGGUCACACAAGCAGCUCUGGACGUCUGGCUUGCGUGGAGGUGCAAGCAACUCUGCCCCACACUCAGAGGGCAGCAAACCCCAGCGGUGUUGCAGUGCUGCCUUAACCUAGCUGUGGCUAUACACAAAUAAUUGCCUUUCAUUCCCUGAAGGUUGGCAGACAUCAUUUGUAAAGUGCAUAUAGCAAUCUUGGCUUUAUCUGUGGCUCCAGCUAGGCAAGCCUGGUCUGUCCCCAGGCAUGUUGGCAUGCACUGGUUUUGAUUUCCUCUUUCACUGACACACCAACCGAUGAGGUCUGGGGACGUCCAGGCAGUGCUCUCCUGUAAGGUGGUGGUGACACCUCCCUGAGAAGGCAGCUUGCAAAGGUGGGGGCCAAAAUUCAAGACAGCUUCUGCCAGUCUUCUUCCAGCGUAGCUGGCUGGUGCCCUGUGUUUUGGCUUAUGCUUUUUUCCCUAUAUCAGAAGCAUUAUAAUCCCCUUGCUCACUUUUGUGUUUCAUUUAUCUAAUAAAAGUGCCUACCAGUGAAACUGUGCUUAGUGUUAGUUCUCAGCAGAAGAUGAGGUUUAGCCUCUUUAUUUGAAAAUAACUCUAUGCAGUUAUGAUUUACCUAAUGGAGUCUGUCCUGUAAAUGUGCAAAUUAUUUUACAGUUAUGUAUCUAAUAAAUAAUGUCUGUGCCUCGGA